AUAAAUGCAAGAGUCCGCAGCCUUGCUCGCAUUGUAGUUGUAACGAGUGAAAGAAGAGAAAUUUGCGAAGCACAGAAAAAGAUGGGCACCAACCAGAGUGAGGUUGAGAGGAAGAGUGAGAAAGAGCUCAAGCAUCUUGGCUUUGUGAGGAUUGCAGCGAUUCAAGCCUUUGUUUGCGUCUCAAAUCUCUAUCAAUACGCCAAGCAUAACUCUGGCCCUCUCAGAUCUGCCGUUGGAACGGUUGAAGGGACUGUUUCCGCCGUUCUCGGCCCCGUAUACAACAAAUUCAGGGAUGUCCCCGACGAUCUCCUUGUUUUUGUCGAUAACAAGGUGGAUGAAGCUAGCCAGAAAUUCGAGGAGCAUGCACCUCCAUUAGUGAAGCAGGUAGCAAGGCAAGCAAAGGGGUUGAUCGAGGAAGUGACACAGAAAGCAGAGAAGGUUGUGAGUGAGGCUCAAUCCGGAGGAGCAAAAGCAGCUGCACAUUAUGUUGCUGAGGAGUCCAAGCACAUUGUGCUAACUGGCUCAGUUAAAUUGUGGAACGGUCUAAACCACUAUCAACUGUUCCAUGCAGUGGCAGAGAUGGCUGUUCCCACUGCUGCACACUGGUUGGAAAGCUACAACCAUGUGGUUGAGGACUUGACUGCUAAGGGUUAUGGUGUUUUUCAGUAUUUGCCUUUGGUUCCAAUUGAUGAGAUAGCCAAGGCAUUUAAACAGGGAGAAGGAGAAGCGAAUGUCAAUGAGAAUGGAGAUGGAGGUGUCAUUACUGGACAGAUAGCACAAUCUGAGUAAUUUAGCUAGUAUGUACUUGUGUUUUAAGAAAGUCUACUUUAGAUUAAUGUUAUGGUAUGGUAUCCUUGUGGGGUUUAAUUAAAGUGGGUAUGUAUGGGGUUGGGGUGUGAAUGGAAAUGUAAGAAAUGGGUCGAGUUAAAAGACCCAUGUAGCUAGCUCUCAAGUCUCAGCAAUUAUGUAGAAGUUAAUGUGGUGUCAGUUGGUGCGAUAAAUGGUGAUGCUUGUUCA
Molecule: messenger RNA, 1017 nt
Organism: Arachis stenosperma
Lineage: Eukaryota; Viridiplantae; Streptophyta; Magnoliopsida; Fabales; Fabaceae
Product: REF/SRPP-like protein At1g67360
Exons: 3
Coding region: 82-789 (235 amino acids)
Source: RefSeq, a predicted model, not a curated record